UCAUCGUCACUGGUCAACCUCGUCUCGCUUUGUAAUUCAUUGCCCGUGCUCGACGUUUCCGACACUCAACUAUCGCUUGACAAAUUGUGGCCAGCCCUGAAAUAUGGCGGCUUGCAAGUGGAACGACUGAUUUUGUCUGGCUGUCAAGUCGGGUCAAAGAAGGUGCCCCCAGAGCUGUCCCAAACUGUGAAAGAAUUCUUUGCCCUGGCCGUCGGGCUACGAGUAGUAGAACGGGGAGCAGCUCCUGUGCUUGAAGCUGGAUUACCUGGUGUUUCCGCCCGUGUACUGUCUUUACGAGACAACAAUUUUGAAGCGGAAAUGCUGGGUGUCGUCUCGGCGUUGGCGGGAAUGCCGGAGCUAAAACGUCUCGAUGUCGGCGGCUCCAAUCUCACGUCUCUGCGCAGAAGCGGCAAACCGCUUAACACGUUCAUUCGAUCAACAAAAUCCUGCUCGAAUUGGUCAAACUGGUCGGAGAUGACGGGCAUUUGGAAGAACGCGUAUUCUCAGCAGGCCCUUCAACUAAACGCCUCGCUCCGUACCAUCCUCAUUGACGGCAAUCAUAUCACCUGGCCGAUGGAUUCGCGAAUUAACUAUACGUUGGUGACACUGCCGUAUCCAGUGCUGGACGCCUGUGAAGCAAUCGUCCGUUCCGAUAAAGCGAAGACACUCAACGCCCUUUCUCAAAUAGAAACUGUGCUGGAGAGAAAUAACGCCCAUUCCGCGCCAGCCAGCGCCAAUUUCAAGAGAGCGCUGUUCACGUUGAAUCAGCAAUCUGAUGGGAUGAGCUGGGACUCUGUCUGUGCAGCCGAGGGCGUGCUCCGCGCUGUCGCUGAUCAGCCUCUACCUUUGAAGCUGAGAGCUGAUACGAUUACUUUUGUGGAGCAGCUACGUACCCAAAUGAGAGCGCAUCUCAAGGAGACGUUUUCGCACGGUGAUGAAGAACCAAAUUCUCGAGCCAUCACCAACCUCGAGAACCUGGCUUGUGAUCGUUUGAAAGAGCUGCUGGUCCGAGAUAUUGGAUCUGUCUAUGCGGAAUGGAAAUGGCGUUCUGCAUGCUCAACAGCAGAGAGGAGUACUUCGAUCCGGCUUGGAUGCACCAGCUCGGGUAGUGGAUCGAUGACCAGUUCGUCAUCUCACGGCAGCAGCUCGCCCAGCUCGGCUAUGGCCUCUUCUAGGACUUUCCCGAGACAGGAUGGCCACAGACCAAGAAGCAUUGUCGGAGAUCUAAGCUCUCAUUCCGGGGAGGCUGGUCUAACGCUGGAGGCACCGCCAAAACCGUCCGCCCUCGUUCAUCCUCUCACAAAAGGGCGCCCCAAGCCGCAAAGACAGGCGCAACUUGGAAGGGGCGCAGUGUACGUUGUUAUUCCUCACUUUUUGACCUAUGCUAUCGUUUCAGGCGUCAGCUCACUGACGAGCGCCCCGGGCCGCAGCGUCUGUGAAGUGGUUUGCGAAACCGACGAGCCACUGAGCGAUCGCCCAAUGUUCCGCGUUGCCAUGCUGCCAAAAGCGGCCGCCAUGGCCCGCACAACUCAAAUCCGCCGCCGAUCAAACAUUGGCAGCCAGGGAAUUGGCGACAAGUUCCGGAUGAGCCAUCAUCACCUGCGCCGCCAUGCCUACCACCAAAGCCAUCCAGUGGUCGGUUUAUGCCUUCAGACCGGUAACAUUGCCCCGCUUCGCACCAGUGUCGCCCAGCUCCCCCAUGUGCCGCCGCCAGUUCCCGUCGAAACUGAAGACGAUGAAAACGCUAACAUCGAGGGAUCACCGACAAAUCGUCGCAGUGUAGCCCGACCUGACCCGGCUUUC
Molecule: messenger RNA, 1803 nt
Organism: Mesorhabditis spiculigera
Lineage: Eukaryota; Metazoa; Nematoda; Chromadorea; Rhabditida; Rhabditidae
Source: the annotation of a GenBank genome assembly